Molecule: messenger RNA, 4974 nt
Organism: Podospora pseudocomata
Lineage: Eukaryota; Fungi; Ascomycota; Sordariomycetes; Sordariales; Podosporaceae
Product: ATP-binding cassette transporter snq2
Exons: 3
Coding region: 1-4749 (1582 amino acids)
Biological process (GO): transmembrane transport
Cellular component (GO): membrane
Molecular function (GO): ATP hydrolysis activity; ABC-type transporter activity; ATP binding
Source: RefSeq, a predicted model, not a curated record
AUGUGGGGGCAACAAACGCCCGAGGAGGCUUUCCGCCGGGGAGCCUCUGAAGCCCUUCCAGACUCGCUCCAUCAUCGAGAUCCAACCCAGCCAAUCAGCGAAGAAGAAGCUGACAUCGACUCUGGCGACACCACCAAGAUCCCACCAAGUCCUGAGGCCUUGUCCACAGCCGACGAAGGCCUUUGGGGAGAGCGAGAUGUCGGCGGCCCAGUGAGCCAACGGAUGGCCAUGCAGGACUUUCAAGAGCUUCAACGCGAGCUCACCAAGAUGACCACGAGGCGGUCACGGUCCCAGUCCCGGUCCCGGGCGCGAUCACAACCACGAUCAAGGUCGGCCUCGAAAGCUUCCCGGAAAUCGGAUAGCAGGCGCGAUAAUGUCUUUCGCCGCAUCGCUUCCCGGGCCAGUGGAAAAUCAAAGCGGCCGAAAGACGAACACGAUCCUGAACAGCAGGCCGCCGACGAUGCUAGCAGCUCGGACGAGUCCUCGGAUGACGGCAGCCAGUUUCAAUUGGAGCAGUUUAUGCGCGACGGCCACCUUGAGAAGCGCACGGAUUCUGGCGAGUCGAGCAAGAAGGUCGGCGUGGUGUUCAAGAACGUCACCGUCAAGGGUGUGGGCGGCGGCACUGUGUUUGUCAAGACACUUCCCCAGGCUAUCCUCGGCACAUUUGGUCCCGAUCUGUACGGCAUUCUCUGCAGAUUUGUCCCAGCACUUCGUUUCGGACGUCGGCAAGGCGGGCUUCGUACCCUUCUCAACGACUUCACUGGUGUCGUACGGCAUGGAGAGAUGAUGCUAGUGCUGGGUCGGCCGGGGAGUGGCUGCAGCACUUUUCUCCGCGUCAUUGCCAACAAUAGGGGCGGGUAUGCUGCCAUCGAGGGCGAGGUUUCCUACAGCGGCAUCUCUGCCGAGGAAGUUGCAAAGCGCUAUCGCGGUGAGGUGGUCUACAACGGUGAAGACGACCAGCACAUGCCUACCUUGACCGUGGGGCAGACACUCCAGUUUUCCCUGCUCAACAAGACCAAGAAGCACCUCAGGGACAAUGUGGACUUUAUCAUCGACUCGUUGUUGCGCAUGUUUGCUAUCCAACACACAAAAAACACCAUUGUUGGGAAUGCCUAUACACGUGGUGUUUCCGGGGGUGAGAGAAAACGAGUUUCCAUCGCCGAGGCCCUGGCCACCAAGAGCACCAUCGUCUGCUGGGACAAUUCGACAAGAGGUCUCGAUGCAUCCACCGCUCUGGAUUACGCCAAAUCGCUGCGUGUCAUGACCGAUGUAUCGGAUCGAACAACCAUCACCACCCUCUAUCAGGCCGGAGAAGGCAUUUAUGAGUUGAUGGACAAGGUCCUGGUCAUUGAUGAAGGGCGCAUGCUCUAUCAGGGCCCUGCCAACGAGGCCAGGCAGUACUUCAUCGACCUUGGUUUCCACGCACCACCACGCCAGACUACUGCCGACUUUCUCACCUCCAUCUGUGACCCAGUCACCCGACAGUUCCGCCCCGGCUACGAAGACAAGUGCCCCAAAACUGCCGAGGAGCUUGAGACAGCAUUCAGAAACAGCGAGGCAUACAGGAAGGUCCUUGCUGAUGUGGAGCAAUUUGAGAGGCAUCUGCAACAAACCAAGCAUGCCGAUACUCAGAGGUUCCAGGAAGCCGUCGAGGAGCAAAAGUCUCGCCGUGUUGCCUCGGACUCGAACUACACUGUCAGCUUCUGGAAGCAAGUCCUCGCCUGCUCCCGCCGCGAAAUCUGGCUCUUGUGGGGCAACAAGACGGAAAUGUACACCAAAUAUUUCACCAUCAUCAGCAACGGCUUCAUUGUUGGCUCUCUCUUCUACGACACUCCGGACAACACGGCCGGCACCUUCCUGCGUGCCGGUGCUGCCUUCUUCUCCAUUGUCUUUCUCGGAUGGCUUCAGCUCGCUGAGCUCAUGAAAGCCGUCUCUGGUCGUGUUGUUGUGGCUCGGCACAAGGAAUAUGCCUUCUAUCGUCCGUCUGCUGUCAACCUUGCCCGCGCUCUCGUCGAUCUCCCGGUCUUGAUCUUCCAGGUUGUCAUCUUUGGUCUGAUCAUGUACUUCAUGACUGGUUUGGACUUGACACCGGCCAAGUUCUUCAUCAGUCUCUUAUUCAUCUAUACGACCACCUUUUGCAUCACGGCUCUGUACCGCAUGUUUGCGUCCCUGUCACCAACAAUUGACGAUGCCGUUCGUUUCAGCGGACUUGCGCUCAACUUGCUGGUCAUCUUUACCGGUUACGUGAUCUACAAGCCUAUCUUGGUGUCACAAAAGAUCUGGUUCGGUUGGCUCUUUUACGUGAAUCCGCUUGCAUAUGCCUUUGAAGCCGCUCUGACCAAUGAGUUUUCUGGCCGGAUCAUGGAAUGUGCCCCUGCGCAUCUUGUGCCUCAGGGGCCGGGUAUUCUACCAGCCAACCAGGGAUGUGCGAUUCCAGGCUCGGUCGCAGGGAGUACUGAUGUCUCCGGAACGGCAUACCUCGACAGCCAGUUCAACUACACCCGGGAUCACCUGUGGCGCAACUUUGGUGUUCUCAUAGCCUUCUCUGUGCUUUAUCUCAUGGUCACAGUGGCCGCCACGGAGCUCUUGACAUUUGUCGGAUCGGGCGGCGGCGCCCUCGUCUUCAAGCGUUCUAGCAAGGCAGCCAAGCGAGCCAAACUCGCUGCGAAGCCGACCGACAUGGAGAAGGGCAAUGCGACCGGAGCAUCAUCCACCACCGACGUUGGCUAUCAGAAUCGCUCGGAAAAGACAGAACUGACUGGUCUGACCGGAAGCGACAAGGUCUUUACCUGGGAGAAUGUCUCGUACACUGUUCCGACCCCUCAAGGACCCAAGAAGCUUCUCAACGAAGUCAGCGGUUACGCGAAACCGGGAGUCAUGGUUGCGCUCAUGGGAGCCAGCGGUGCUGGCAAGACGACGCUGCUCAACACCUUGUCCCAACGCCAAACGGUCGGCGUGGUUUCUGGCGACAUGCUGGUUGACGGUAAACCGCUGACCGGAGACUUUCAACGCGGCACUGGCUUCGUCGAACAAAUGGAUCUUCACGACGAGACCACCACCAUUCGGGAGGCUCUUGAGUUCUCUGCGCUCCUUCGCCAGAGCCGUGACACGCCAAAGCACGAGAAGCUGGCCUAUGUCGACACUGUUCUGGACUUGCUCGAGUUGACGGACGUUCAGGAUGCCAUUAUUGCGUCUCUGGGCGUGGAGCAAAAGAAGAGACUGACUAUUGGCGUGGAACUAGCAGCCCGGCCUUCGCUUCUGCUCUUCCUCGACGAACCGACCAGUGGCCUUGAUGCCCAGUCCGCUUUCUCUAUUGUGCGCUUUCUUCGCAAGCUCUGCGUUGCUGGACAGGCCAUCGUGUGCACUAUUCAUCAGCCCUCGUCUGACCUGAUCCAGGAGUUUGAUGAGAUUCUGGCCUUGAACCCCGGCGGCAACACCAUUUACUUUGGGCCUGUUGGAGAGAACGGUAGCGCAGUGGUCAAGUACUUUGCCGACCGAGGCGUCCAGUGUCCUCCCGGCAGAAACGUCGCCGAGUUCCUCCUCGAGACGGCCAUCAAGGGUGGAAGACGCCCAGACGGCAAGCGAAUUCACUGGACUCAGGAAUGGCGCGAGUCCAAGGAGAACCGAGACUUGCUGGCCGAGAUUCAGCGGCUCAAGGAUGAGCGCAGCAAGGCCAACAAGGAAUCGACUGUUGUCCAGCCGGCAUUGCAAUCGUUUGCUGCUCCCACCUGGACGCAAAUCACCCUUCUGACCAAGCGCAUGUUUGUCCACCAAUGGCGUCAGCCAUCUUAUCUCUACGGGCGGCUGUUCACUGCUGUUAUUGUCGGCAUCUUCAAUGGCUUCACCUUUUGGAAGCUGGGCAACACGGUGGCUGACAUGCAGAACCGCAUGUUUACGUGCUUCCUCAUCAUAAUGAUCCCUGCCACCGUCCUCAAUGCCGUCUUGCCAAAGUUUUACACCAACCGCAUGCUCUGGGAGGCACGCGAGCACCCAUCGCGCAUCUAUGGCUGGGUAGCCUUUUGCACGGCCGAGGUCUUGUCCGAGAUCCCAGGCAGUAUUCUGGCGGCCGUGCUGUACUUUUUGCUAUGGUACUUCCCCACUGGUCUGCCGACUGAGGCGUCAGUUGCGGGUUACGUCUUCUUGAUGACGCUGCUCUUCUUCCUGUUCAUGGCCAGCUGGGGUCAGUGGAUCUGCGCGUGGGCGCCCAACUUUACCGUCAUCAGCAACAUCCUGCCGUUCUUUUUGGUCACCUUUUCCAUCUUCAACGGUGUUGUGGUUCCUUAUGACCAGCUGAAUGUGUUUUGGAGAUAUUGGAUCUACUAUGUGAACCCAUCGACGUGGUGGGUCAGAGGCGUUCUCGCGGCCACGUUGAAUGGUCAGAGUGUGCAGUGUGCUCCCAAUGAGGCCGCCUACUUUGAUCCCCCAUCAGGACAGACGUGUUUGGAGUUUGCGGGCGACUUUGCGAGGCAGGCUGGUCAGGGGUAUCUGCUCAAUCCCAACGACACGGCAGACUGCGGGUUUUGCCCGUACUCGAGCGGGAACCAGUAUUUGAACACGUUGGGGAUCACUCCGGAUGAGAAGUGGAGGGACUUUGGCAUCUUUUUGAUGUUUUGCUUUACCAACUGGAUGCUGGUCUACUUCUUCGUCUGGACCGUCCGAGUCAAGGGUAUGACAUUCGGCUUUGGGCCGCUGUUUGACGUACUCGGCAAAGGUGUCGGGGCGGUCAAGGGGGUCUUCAAGAGAAAAUAGAGGAAAGAGAAUCUGGUUCGAUGGGAUAGAACUGGGUUGGGUUUAGAUAAGACACACGGGGCAUUUGAUACCACGGGAUUUCGGCUUGCUGUUUGUCACACAUAUGAGAUAUAAUAAUGGAUGAAGGGAUAAAAUGAGUGCGAGGUAGAUAGAUAUAGAAAUAACAGUCUUUGAUCGCUCAAUCCUGGAGGUUUGUUUUCUUUGGCGUGCGCAUUCAGGGGUAAC